AUGGGAGUGAUGAAAAAACAUUUUCAAUUAGCUCUACUGUUUUGCCUUCUCUGCUUGGAACUUGCUGGCUUUUGCAAUUGUGGUGGUGGUUCCAUUUGCAGAGAAGUAGAAAGGAAGGCACUUGUUGAUUUCAAAAAUGGCCUUAAAGAUCCCAAUGGACGUCUCUCUUCUUGGAUUGGCUUGGACUGUUGCUCUUGGACCGGCGUGCAUUGCCACAACUACACUGGCCAUGUUAUAAGGCUUGAUCUCCGCAGGUAUGGUGGCAAUGGGUCUUUGGAAGGUGAGAUCCGGCCUUCUUUGCUUGUUUUGAAUCACUUAAGAUAUUUGGAUCUUAGUGAGAACUAUUUUAAAUAUACUAGAAUUCCAACUUUUCUGGGUUCACUGGUGAGUCUUCAAUAUCUUGACCUUUCUUCUGCUGGCUUCAUUGGGCAUGUCCCACACCAACUUGGUAAUCUGUCUCGCUUGCAGUACCUUGAUCUUUCAUAUAAUUCUCUUGAUAUGGUUGGAAGCCAUUGGCUCACAAAUCUUUCUUCUCUUCAAUGUUUGAAUUUGACUGGUGUCAAUCUUUCCAAGGCAAAAAAUGUGCUCAAAUUACUGAACACCCUUCCUUUGAUAUCUGAGAUAAACUUAUAUGCUUGCGAGCUUCACGUCCCUCUUUCACUUGGUGCAGAAAUUAACUUUACAAAUCUUCGAUCCCUUGAUCUUUCCUCCAAUGAUAUUAACUCUACCAUGCCUCUUUGGUUGUUCAAGUUGAGUGGCCUUGAGUAUCUUUAUCUUCGAGGUAAUAAUAUUCAAGACCUUAUCCCUUCUGAUAUUGGGAAACUUACUUCUCUUAGGGUCCUUGAUCUCUCAUAUAAUGGAGUCCUAAGUGUUGGACUUCCAACAACUUUGGGGAAACUCUGUAACUUGAGCGAACUACAUCUCUCGGGAAAUGAAUAUUUCUCUGGUGAUCUAAAUAGAUUGGGAGAAACUUUUUCUGGGUGCUUGAAAAACAGUUUAGAGGAGUUGUAUUGGAGUCGUGCAGCACUCAGCGGGCCAUUGCCAAGUUGGUUCGGGAACCUUAAGUCUCUGAAGCUUCUUGACCUUCAUUACAACUCAUUUUAUGGUUCACUUCUUCAGCUCCUAUUACCAUCUUUGCAGGCCUUGGAUCUUUCUUAUAAUAAUUUCAAUGGAACUAUUCCAAAAUAUUUGGGACAAUUAUUACCGGAGCUGGACACGUUGGUCCUAUCUUAUAAUAAUAUAGCAGUGAGAGCCGAUUGGGUUCCUCCACCCAAACUAAAAUAUUUGAAUAUGAAUUAUUGCAAAAUUGGCCCAAGGUUUCCAUCAUGGCUUCAGAAUUUGAAAAAUCUGUCUUCACUUGGAAUGUCAAAUUCAAAUAUUGUUGAUGCGCUACCACUAUGGUUUUGGAACUUCUCUUUGGACAUUGGACGCAUAGAUUUAUCACACAAUGAAAUUAAAGGCAAAAUACUAGCAGGUUCAUCAAAAUUAACCAAUCUUGAAAGUUUGGAUUUAAGUCAUAAUUAUUUUGAAGGACAGUUGCCACAUUUUUCAUCAAAUCUAGCAUAUUCGGAUCAGCCGCAUGGCUUAUUCUCAAGGUCCAAUUUCUCCAAUACAAGCUUUAUACUGCCAAGUUUGUCUGAGUUGUAUAUUUCUUCAAACAAAAUAACAGGAAGUAUACCUAGCUCAUUAUGUGAACUAAAUUAUUUGCAAGUCCUUGACCUCUCGAAGAAUAUGAUUGAAGGAGUAGUUCCUGAUUGCUGGAAUCAUUCUUUGAUAGUAAUGGAUUUGUCUUAUAACAAUCUACAUGGAAUAAUUCCCGCAUCUAUCUUCUCCACAAUUUUGUCAAUUUUGCAUUUGAGCAAUAAUGAAUUUUUUGGAGAGCUUCCAUUAUCCUUUAAAAAUUGUACAUCAUUGAAAACUUUAGAUCUUGGAAAUAAUAAAAUUAGUGGAAGUAUACCAGUAUGGCUUGGAGAAAAUUUGCAGGCGCUAGAGACACUUGAGCUUCGAUACAAUAUGCUUACUGGAACUAUUCCUCCACAAUUGGGAAACCUCACAUUUCUUCAUCUUAUUGAUGUUUCAAAUAACCAUCUAUCAGGUGCCAUACCAUAUAGUUUUGGCAACUUCAGUGCCAUGAAAACUAAUCCUGGAAGAGGUUGGUCAGGCAUAUAUGAUUAUGUGAAUAAUAUUGACAUAAAUAUGAAAGGAAGAGAAUUUCAGUUGGAAGGGAGAAUACCAUCAUUAUUUAUUUGCAUUGACCUCUCAAAUAAUAUAUUAUCAGGAGAGAUACCCGAAGAGCUAGCGCACCUUUCAUUUCUGCAGAGCUUGAAUUUAUCCAGAAAUCAAUUAUUAGGACAACUUUCAGAAAAAGUUGGAGAGCUUAGGUGGUUGGAAGUUCUUGAUUUAUCAGUGAAUAAUCUUUCAGGGGCUAUUCCUCCAACAAUGACCAACUUAACUUCAUUGAAUCAUCUGAAUUUACCAUACAACAAUUUCUAUGGUGAAAUUCCACACAGUGGGCAAUUGCAAGUGCUUCCAGAUCCAUCUAUUUAUUUUGGCAACCAAGGUCUAUGUGGUUUUCCAUUAGAUAAAAAGUGUGAGAUUACAGCACCAGCUCAACCACCCGGGUUGCCAAACAAUGAAGAUGACAACAACUUUGAGGCCAUAUGGUUUUAUUUGAGCAUGUCUCUGGGAUUCAUAUUUGGGUUUUGGGCAAUUUCUGGUGCAUUGAUACUGAAAAAGAGUUGGAGGUAUGCUUAUUUUCGAUUUGUUGAUCAUAUUUAUGACAAGAUCUAUGUUCUUGUUGUUGUAAAUCUAAAAAAGAUGAAGAGAAAAUGUGGUCUUGCCAGUGAAUAG
This is a messenger RNA of Dioscorea cayenensis subsp. rotundata (Guinea yam), 2850 nucleotides long. Its product is annotated as receptor-like protein EIX2. Gene Ontology annotation, molecular function: protein binding. NCBI's taxonomy places the organism in Eukaryota, Viridiplantae, Streptophyta, Magnoliopsida, Dioscoreales, Dioscoreaceae. The record is from RefSeq and is a predicted model, not a curated record. The coding region runs from base 1 to 2850 and encodes 949 amino acids. The transcript has a single exon.